AUGCUCAAGCUGACCUAAGACGGAUUCUCCUGUCUCUGAAUUGGCCCCCAAUAAAAAAAAGUCGGGUGUGGCAGCGAGAGACUGAACUGAGCUCAAGUGUGAGAGUGAAAGUUAGAUUUAAAGAUUUCCUCCUUUUCUCGAAUACCUCCACAAGACACAGUGCCCACGGCAGAUGUGUCGGCGUGCUGGGGGUCACGCGUGGCAGGGCGCCGUGGCCGUGUGGCAGUGGGGAGAUGCGGCUCCCCUUCUUUGUUUCCCCCCACAGGCCUCCAAGAGCAUCUGUCACCACAGGGGGUCAGCAGGGCCAAGAUGAAUGAGCCCCCGGUGGAUUCCCUCCCUCCUUGGCAAAUGGCACAGGACAGAGGAGGGCAUAGGGGACUUGGGGGAGGGGUCUGUGUGUAUGUGUGUGUGUAAGUUUGUUUGCAUGUGACUGAGAGAGGGAGGGUUUCUGCUGUACUGAGGGAAAGAGUGGGAUUCCCAUUUCAUUCUAUACAGGAUCAUGACAAAGGUGACCUGAGAACUACCAGAGGAGAGUGAAACUCCAUAUGCUGCUUGGAUAUCAACAAAUUCUUCCCAAAAGGAUUUAUUAUCUAACAUGGACUGUAUUUAAAAAAAAAACAAAAAAAAAAAAGCUGCCUUCACAUUUGGGAUUAACUGCAUUUGAUUUGGAUUUUAAGGGUUCACCCGCUGGUCGAGGAGUCAUGGAAGGUCCCGAAGCCCUGAGUGAAAUUCAGUCUUUGCCGAACGUUUCUGUUGAGUGGUAGUGACCCAGCAUGUAGCAGAGGUGAACAAGUCCCUUCACGCCUGGGAACGAUCUGACAACAUAAUGGGGAAUUCAUACGCCGGGCAGCUGAAGUCUGCUCGAUUUGAAGAGGUUCUCCAUAACUCAAUUGAGGCUUCACUACGCUCGAGCAGUGGAGACCCACAGCCCAUCUUCACACAGCUCUACCUAGAGCCGGAGCAAUAUCCUGGUAACAUGGAAGACAUAAAGUCGAAGGCCGACCUCCAUGGCGGGGAGACACCAGGCCACGAGCACAUGAACGGCCACUCCUCCAACGAUCUGGAGGAGCUGGAAGAGGACGAUGACUCAGACAGCAGCAGCCCUCCACUUCCCUACCUGCAGGCACCUGCACCAGACGGCUGCUGCACACUGGACGGGUUCUGUCAGGCCGGCAAAGACCUCCGCCUGGUCUCCAUAGCAACGGAGCCCAUCGAAGUCCCAGCAGGCUUCGAGCUAGUGGGUGCCAAGUCCCCCAGUGUCCCCGAGCACAUUCUGGUGUGCGCCGUGGACCGCCGCUUUUUGCCUGACGAGAAUGGGAAAAAUGCACUUUUAGGUUUUUCAGGAAACUGUGUGGGCUGUGGUGAAAAAGGUUUCAGAUACUUCACUGAGUUUUCAAACCACAUCAACCUGAAGUUAUCCACCCAGCCCAAGAAGCAGAAGCACUUAAAAUACUACCUGGUGAAGAAUUCUCAGGGUGCUCUGUGCAAAGGACCCCUCAUUUGUUGGAAAGACUGUAAAACCCGUCAGUUAACCAGCAACGCGUCAACUUCAAAACCCAGCUCGUCCUCCUCUCUCAGCAGUAAAGAGAACGGAGGCACCAGUGGACACAGCUCCUCUCCCUUUUCCCUCUCAGAUUCUCCACCCACGAGAACGACACAAACAUCCUCUGUGUUUUUCGGGAGUCAGGACCUCAGCAGAGACUGCAAUUUCCUCAAACCUCUGGCCUCCACACCUGGAAACAAGACUCUACCAAUAGUACCCACAGCUCUGAGGGUGAACGGGCCGACCAAUGGUCUGGGUGUUGAUGGGCGUCCUCCCUUACUGAGCCCCUCCCAGGUCUCCUUAGGGCCUCAGGGUCAGGGGUAUCGCACAGCUGACUUAGGAGACAGUCCAGUAUCUUCUGCCAUGAACUCGGGCCCUCCGAAGAAGCGCCACCGGAGCUGGCAUCCCUCCACGUUAGUGCCGGUCCCGCCAACAGCAGUCCCUGUUCCAGCCAUCCGACCAAUUGUUUGUUCCCCAGGUUCUGUAUUAGGAGUUUCCUCUCCUCAGCCACCGGCAGCUGGAGUCAUUCAGCCCCAACCUGUCACAGCCGGAGAGACGGUCAUCGUCCCCGACAACCUGCUUACCUCUUCAGGUGUUCGCCCUGUCAUCCUCAUCGGGCAUGGCACUUUACCUUAUUUCUAUGGGAAUGUCGGGGAUAUAGUGGUGAGCCCCCUGCUGGUCAGCUGCUAUAAGAGCAGCCAGCUGACAGAGAAAACCCUGGAGACUUUGGGCGUCAACAGAAAUCAGCUACUCAGUGUGGAGACGAUGAUUCUGCUCACUUUGCAGUAUCUUGCACGUUUAGGCUCCGAGCAGAUUCCACUGAGGGAGGAGCUGGAGCAGAUAGUGUUGAAGGCCAUGCUGUGCUGUCCUGGGGGUCCCGCCAUCUCUCCGUCCCAGCUGCCCUGGUUGGCUCGACUGGAAGCCAGCGUCUCUGGAGGCAGCGUCCAUGUCGUGGUUACCCAUAACUCCUUGGGAGAGGGCAUUUCUGAGUCACUACGUUCUCUCAGUGAUGGUCCUCAGCACCAGCAGUGCCUGCCUACCUAUGUGGUCAUCAUAUGUGCCUCUAAAAUGAACAGCAACGAGUUCUGUGUGCUUGUUUUGGGAAAAUACCAAGCACGGGCCUUAGCUGAAGGCAUGCUGACAACCAAUGAGUUUCUGAAAGAAAUCAGCUAUGAGCUCAUCACAGGGAAAGUCAGCAUCUUGGCGUCUCACUUUAAAACCACGUCACUAGGGGACAAUCUGGACAAGCAGCUGGUGCGAUACCAACGCCGACGGAAGGGACAGGUCAUCCAGCCCUUUCAGGGGGAUGUCACUGACCACAUCCACUCUCAGGAGGCUGCCAGUAUGUCACCGCCCUCAGACAGAGCAGAGCUUUUAAAUAAGGUGUUCCAGAUCUAUCCGAACCAGCUGAGUGUGGCUCGCAGCCUUCUCUCUCAAGUGUGCUCCAUCGCCGACUCAGGGACCCAGAACCUCGACUUGGGGCGCUUCUGUAAAGUGGACUUUCUCGUUUUGGUCCCGCCCUCUCACAUUCUGGUGCACCAGACGGCACAGCGCAUCCGACAAUCAGGGGUGCUUGUGGACCUGGGAAUCGAAGACAUCUCCUCAGCCCACCAGAAAUCAGACAAGUACGUGGUGCGACUGGACGGUGACGUUCACGCCAGGAUGGAGGCCUUCAUGAAGAAAGUCAAACAGAACCCCUACACCCUGUUUGUCCUCAUUCACGACAACUCACACGUUGACCUCACAAGUGCUCUGUCCGGCUCUGUGUGCCAUGGGGAGCUGCAGGGUCUCGCUGACCGGGUGGUGAACUGCCAGGAAGUCCUAGAUGCCAUGAACCUGUUGGUCCUGCAGGUCAGCUGUUUCCCAUACACACUGCAGACCCGCCAGUCGCGCAUCAGCAUCCACAACGAAGUUCACUGGCCCUCUAACAACAGUCUGCAGGGGGAGCAGUCUCCCAGUGAGUUGGUCUACUUUGGCCUGAGGGACUACAGCAGCUCCCUGCAGUGGGGCGUGGCCAGCCCUAUUCUGCGCUGUGAUGAUGCUUUUGAGAAGAUGGUCCACACUCUCCUGGAAAGACAUCCGCACCUACACAGCAUGGUGAUACGCAGUUACCUGCUGAUUCAGCAGUACAGUGAGGCCAUGAUGGCUCUGACCUCAUCCCCGUCUCUGAGAGACCACAUAACCCCAGAGACUCUGGCUAUGGUGGAGGACCUGAUCAAUGCCCCGAGUAGACAGGGCUCCCAGGGGCGGGGCCACAUGCUGCUGGUCCGUGUCCCCUCACUACAACUAGCAAUGCUGGCCCGGGAACGACUGGAGGAUGUAAGGGAUAAGCUGGGGCUCCAGUUGUGCUUCGCUGUGCUUCUGGGAAGUCCUGCCUCUGAACUCAACCUGCCCAGAAACUUCACCAGCCGCCUCAGGGCGUGGCGAGGCUGUGAGAAUGAAGACUGGGUACCGCACACCUAUGAGGAUCUGGAGGGGCUUCCCUGCAUCGUCAUCCUCACGGGAAAAGACCCUCUCGGAGAGACUUUCCCCAGGUCUCUGAAAUACAGCGACCUGCGUCUGAUAGACUCCAGCUACCUGACUCGUACAGCCCUGGAGCAGGAGGUGGGUCUGGCCUGCACCUACGUGUCCAUGAGUGUUGUACAUGAGCCCAAGAAGACGAUGGUCCCUCGGGAAUCAGACGGAGAGAAGGCCACCUCCAGCCUGAACGAUGGAGACGAGCUGGAAAGACCUCAGAGCAACGGCAGCGCUGCAACCAGAGCUUCUGGUUCUUUGGCAGAGAACGGAGUCAGUUCAUCUGAUGUUGCAGACUCUUUCCAGAAGCCCUCCACUUCCACCUGCCCCCCUGAAGGUGCCGCCAUCGCAGACGUGGGCACGGUGACACAAGUGUUCAAGCAAGAGUGCGAUUCCCAGCUCUGCUCCAACCCCUCCAAAGCCUCCAAGGCCCCUCCUUCCCUCUACUCCGGUUCCUCUUCUUCUUCCCCCUCCCCAUCUUCCUCCUCUACCCAGAGGCCCAGCCAGUCCACGCAGUGCGGCCAAGACUCUAAGCCCACUCGAGUGUCACCGCGGACGGUCAUCAUGUCACGAGCAGCGUACAACCUGCUGGCGGGGGAGUCAGGCAGUCAGCUGAGCUCCUUCUCCCUGCUGCCUCAUGCAGAUGUGGCAUGGAGCAGCCCGCUGAGGCCCCUCAUCACUCACAACCUGCAGGGGGCAGAGCAGAGCAUGUACUACCGCCAGUGGACCGUCGCCAGGCAGCAUCAUGCCGAUUACGAGGCUCCAACCAUGUCGCAUCCAAGACGCUUGUUACUCAGUGGACCACCGCAGGUGGGGAAAACUGGUGCCUACCUGCAGUUUCUCCGUCUCCUGUUCCGGAUGCUCAUCAGACUGUUGGAGGUGGAUGUGUAUGAUGAGGAAGAGGAAGAGGAGCAGGAAACAUCAGAGGUUACAACUCCAGUAAACACCCAGUGGCCUGACAUUGAGGAAAUUCGAAAGCUGCCCUUUGACCCCUAUCCCCGAGACCCUAAGUUCAGGAAGGCCAGCCCUGUUUUCUCUGACAAGAUACUAAAGUUCUUGAAAGAUUUUAAGCAGGAAGGAGAGAGCCAAACACCAGCCAAACGAGAGACCAAGUCUAUACGUCUGAGCAGGUUUGCCACCCACAAUGCCUUUCAUCACUGCGAGCAGUGUCACCACUACUGUGAAGCAGGCCCAGCCUCACAGCUGUCGGAGUGCACCUUUCAUGCUUUCACCUUCUGCUCGUCCAUGCUGGGGGAAGAGGUCCAGCUCCAGUUCGUCAUUCCCAAAGCCAAGGAGCAGCACUUUGUCUUCAGUCAGCAGGGCAGCCACCUGGAGAGCAUGCGCCUGCCUCUGGUCUCCAGCAAGGACCCCGAUCUGUUAAAGAGCCCAAUCUUCACCCCGACUACGGGACACCAAGAGCACGGGCUGCUCAACAUUUUUCACGCCACUGAGGGCGCCACCCAUGUGCACAUCCUUGUGGUUAAGCAAUUUGAGAUGCCUCACUACAGGAAGUACUGGCCCAACCACAUCCUGCUCGUCCUGCCGGCUAUGUUCAACAACGCCGGAGUUGGCGCCGCUCGCUUCAUGAUCAAAGAGCUGUCAUACCACAACCUGGAGCUGGAGAGAAACCGACUGGAGGAGCAAGGUGUCAGGAGGCAAGAUGUAUGGCCUUUCAUCGUCAUAAUGGACGACUCCUGCGUGCUGUGGAACGUCCACCAGUCGGCAGGCGGCAGCGAGACAUCAGAUGGAAGUCCAACCCUCACCAACGUGUCUCUGAAGGCGGUGCUGCAGCAUAUGGAAUCCACGCCGAAGAUCUCCCUGUACGCAAUGUGCGGCACUCGCAAGUGGAGCAGCGGCCUGGCUCGCAGGGCUCCCAGCCGCCCCUUCAGCCGGUGUCAUCUCCACGACUUCGUCAUGCUCAACGUAGACCUGACGCAGAAUGUUCAGUAUGACCUUAAUCGGUACAGCUGUGAAGAGGUGGACUUCAAUCUAAGGGUGAACAGUAGUGGGCUGCUGCUGUGUCGCUUCAACUACUUCAGCCUGAUGAAGAAACACAUUCCAACUGGGGGAAGCAAAGACUUUCAGGUCAAACCUAAACUCAUGGAAAUAGAAAACUCCGCUCCGAUCAGCCCGUCCCAGUACGUUUGCGCCCCAGACAGCGAGCAGACCCUCCUGGAUGCCCCGGCCCAGUUCCUGCUGGAAAGGUUUCUGCAGAGCUGCAGCCACAGACUGUUUCCAAAGGCUGUUCAAAACAGAAACAACCCAGUUCUGUCCAUCGACAGCUACCUCAACAUCAGCCCGGAGAUUUCUGUGUGCUACAUCAACUCUCGUCCACACUCCACCAACCUGAACCAUCAGGGCCUGGUGUUCAGUGGCCUGCUGCUUUACCUCUGUGACUCCUUUGUCGUCUCUGGACUCCUCAAGAAAUUCCGCUUCCUCAAAGGUGCCACCCUCUGCGUGAUCUGCCAGGACCGAAGCUCGCUGCGUCAGACCAUCGUCCGGCUGGAGCUGGAGGACGAGUGGCAGUUCCGGCUGCGCGACGAGUUUCAGACAGCCAACUGCACCGAGGACCGGCCCCUCUACUUUCUGACUGGCCGCCAUGUUUGAAACCUGUAACUGCUCUGAGUCCGGACUGCUCUGCUGCAGAAGCACAAUCACGAAUGAGGAGUAGGUUCGAUUCCAAACCAGCCAGCAAUCACAAUUCUUGGCAUCCCACUGGAAGGUCAGAGAGGAUUUUGUUGGAGCACAAGACCUGAAGUUCCCCACAAGUGGACACAUAGGCCACCUAUAAUGUGGCUUUUCCUCACCUGUACUACCACAGUGCACUAUGGCUGGCUCUGGAGAGGGUCAGCGCAUGUCUUAAACUCUUGCUUGUUGCUGGGCUUGUCUCCACUUCAGCUUUUGUUCUACUGAAAAACACUUUGCUGUGGGGGGAAAAAAAAGCACAGCUGAAACUGAACUUUAUUUGUUUUGUUGUUUUGUACUGUAUUUGGCAAAAAUGGACGCUUUCUGAUCGAUAAUGUGACUAUUCGAAGAUUUGUAAGUGUACAUGGACUGUGACUACAGUAUGUCCCAGGACAUAUGUGUUUAUCUUAGGGUUUUUAAGGGAGAUCCAAGGGUGGUCGCUUAAAGGGGUAAAGCUUUUCUCCCUGUUCACUGUGUAUUUUUGGCUUUAAUGUUAGCUGGCACCAAAGACACCCUCAGCUGCACCUUGCCUUUUCUCCUUCGCUUUCCUUGUCCCUUCUCCACCUGCUCUGCCUCUCAAACUCCACGACACUCAUCGGCUAUAAAAAGAAAAAGAAAAUCAGCCCAUUACAUCAAACAAAUAUAAACAUAGAGGUUGACCUGCUUUGGAUUUCUAUCAUCUUGAGUAUCAAAUUCUACUGUAACACCAGAGGGAUUCAAACAAUCAACCUCUGUUUGAGCUAGCACAUUUAAACUCUCUCUCUCGUGCCUCUAAAAUAUUUCUGUGGCAUUGAUAAUCCCUCUGACAAACAGCUGUGGUGGUAGUUUCCAAAAUGACUUUCGCAUGAAUUUAUCCAAAGAAUAUUUUCACAGCUAAAGAAAAGUACAAGUUGUAUUUGUACAACUCGUCUGCUCGUGUGUAAUUCCACUCGGAUGGUGCAACAUGGACGUGUGUUCUCACUGAUGUAUUUUGCAUUAAGGCAUGUACUGAGUUAAAUUCUGGGUGUUUUCAUUCAAGAAUUAUGUUCAGUCAGUAAAUGCAACAUAAUAAACAAGCGUCCUCAUUGCCAAAUCUCCUGCUGCUGCCUGACGAUUUCACCUCCCAUUGUAAAGCUCAGAGGCAGAUUGGAUGUUGAUGAUCGUCGGCUCAUCAUCCACGUACCUUAAACCCGUUCUCCCUCGAAAAAACAAAGGGUAAUCACAAAGAGAAGGCUACACAGUGUCAAAAGCAGCUGACCAGGUCAAUUUAUAUACUUGAAAGUGGAAUGUUUUUUAUAUUUUUUCUGCACAGGGUUGUCCAAAGAAUAUGCCUUAAGUGACGUUUCAUACAGUCACUGCUCAAGUCACACAUUUUUCGGACCAAUGAGAACGAAGAAACCAUUUAACUGUGAGGAGAAGAAAUGUUUGUCAGAGUGAAGCAAGAUGGAAUAAUUUGAUUUCAGACUACUGUACUGUUUAAAGCUUUGUUUACAUUAUUAAUAUAUUGUAUCAUCCCCUUAACCACUGAGGGUUACUGAUGUUUUUUUAGUCUUGUGUAUCUUUUGCCCGUAUAUUUUGGUCAUAAUGUCUUUCUGCAAUUUAUGUUAUGUUGCAAAGGCAAGAAGAAUCUACCUAGAUGUGUCCUUAACCAUAUGUCUGUAUCCCCUCCUGUUCUUGUGUUGGAUUUUUAUUGAAAAUGAAAAUCAGGUCCAUUAGGGAUUCUUAUUUAUUUGACAUGCGUUUUGGACUGAUAAUCAUAUUGAAGUGUAAUAUUUGAUUGCAUGCUGAGCUCGCUUAAACCAAGGGAGUGUGUCCUCUUCAAAACCAUUCAUGAAGGCUUUGCACAAGACCUUAACGAAUGAUUCUUAGAUUUACUGAAUGUCAUUGGGGGACAGAAAAAUGUGAACUUGCACUAUACAAGUUGCCAGCAGAAGAAAAAAAUAAAAGUAUAUUUCCAUAUAAGCAAAAACAAUUAAAUUAAGUUCCCCAAUCCCCCAGAAUUGCUCCACUUAUAAGACUGGUGAUCAAAACGUUUUUGUCAAACUCCAAUGGUCCAUAGAAUGUGUCUUUCUUUUUUGAUAAUUUAACACUUAAUAUGCAACUUGCUCUCACAAUCUUCACUGAAAUAUGUUUGAGAACCAUGUACCAUUGGUAGCCUUGGUGUCUGGGUGAUCUACCUCAUGUUUACCAUUGUGGUUGUGGGCUGUGAACAUAUUAGAGCCAUGUGAUUGUUGUUGGAAAUUUAUGAAUGUAUUAAAAAGGACUUCUAAAUUAA
Messenger RNA from Seriola aureovittata, 8996 nucleotides. It is a transcript of the gene greb1l, whose product is annotated as GREB1 like retinoic acid receptor coactivator. The record is from RefSeq and is a predicted model, not a curated record. Gene Ontology annotation, biological process: multicellular organism development; kidney development. The coding region runs from base 827 to 6664 and encodes 1945 amino acids. NCBI's taxonomy places the organism in Eukaryota, Metazoa, Chordata, Actinopteri, Carangiformes, Carangidae. The transcript has 34 exons.